AGUCAUUUUCGAUUUGAACGAAACGCAUAUUCAUACAUUCUUUUCGAGAUAUUUUAUAAGUUUUGUAAAUUCACUCAUUCUAAAUAACGUCAUUUCGCUAUGAGUUCUAUCGAGUGGAUCGCUGAUAUGCUUUUCUACGCUAUGCGCACCUACCUCAAGAUGACCGCACCCAGUUGCGAUGCACACUUCCUUAUCAAUGCCCUUGGAAAGAUUGAACAUCUUAUACAUUUCAUUGAAUUUUCCAUUAUGAUAAUACGGCGGCCAAGAAAUCUCAUGGUUUUGACUAAUAGCCGAGAGAGCCGCCUUCAACUCCGCAAUUGCCUUUCAAUGUUAAGGACUUGGGCACAAGUGAUAUACGCAUUGCUAUCCGUGCUUGCUUUAAUCCAUAUCAAAACGAUUUACAUUAGUAUCGCGCUGUUGAUUUCCGGCAUCGUCUUGUUCACUGAUAUGAUCUUCAUGGCAAUAAAUGGCGUACAUGGCAGGAGAACGCUGCGACCCGCGCAGAUUCUAUGGAUUUCGUUGUGUUGUUGCACUUGGGUGCCAUGGAUCCUGGACGAAAUGAUCAACUAUUUGUAUAAAUGAUGGACGCAAUGGCAAUGUUGGACUUUUUAUCUUUUAAAAUUAUCCGUGAUAUGUAUGGGAAAUAAAGGAUUACACACCUAAUCCUACAUUCUCAAUUCGUUCACGUGGAUGUCUGUGGACUUAUUGCGACGACUGUAUACUUUCAAUUUGACAAAAGUUUUGAGCUUAAUUAAAUUUGUUGCUGCAUUU
Drosophila melanogaster (fruit fly) is the source of this 771-nucleotide messenger RNA. RefSeq lists its product as uncharacterized. The transcript has 3 exons. Bases 100 to 582 code for a protein of 160 amino acids. The record is from RefSeq and is marked reviewed. Lineage: Eukaryota; Metazoa; Arthropoda; Insecta; Diptera; Drosophilidae.